UAAGGAAACAAAUUGCAUGGCUAAAAGAGUCCACACGGUGUGACUGGAAAAGCGGACCCAGUUGACAAAUGAUGGCCCCAGAUCAUACGAUGAGCUGUCACUCAGUCCGCAUUCCAGACUGUACAAUCGGACGCUCCAGAUCGCCCUCUGUACCUCAUAAAAUGACUCUACGCACUUCCUGUCUGCCUUCCCCUCCAUCUCUGCGUGUGGCAUCGCGACUCUCUCGUUUUCCUCCAUUCUCUCUCUAGCGCAGCUCGGGCCAUCGGAGAUCGCUUCUGUCUCUCCUUCUCUAGGGUUUUUUCAAGGCAGUAAAAGAUGGCAGAUGCAGAGGACAUUCAGCCACUCGUUUGCGAUAAUGGGACAGGAAUGGUUAAGGCUGGAUUUGCUGGAGAUGAUGCACCACGGGCUGUUUUCCCUAGCAUUGUUGGCCGCCCUCGUCACACUGGUGUGAUGGUUGGCAUGGGCCAGAAAGAUGCAUAUGUUGGAGAUGAGGCUCAAUCAAAGCGUGGUAUAUUGACUCUGAAGUACCCUAUCGAGCAUGGUAUCGUGAGCAAUUGGGAUGAUAUGGAGAAGAUAUGGCAUCACACCUUCUACAAUGAGCUUCGUGUUGCUCCGGAAGAGCAUCCUGUUCUCCUAACUGAAGCACCUCUUAACCCUAAGGCUAAUCGUGAGAAGAUGACCCAAAUCAUGUUUGAGACCUUUAACACUCCUGCUAUGUAUGUUGCCAUCCAAGCUGUUCUUUCUCUGUAUGCCAGUGGUCGUACAACUGGUAUUGUGCUAGACUCUGGUGAUGGUGUUAGUCAUACAGUGCCCAUAUAUGAGGGGUAUGCUCUCCCACAUGCCAUCCUUCGUCUUGACCUUGCUGGCCGUGACCUCACGGAUCACUUAAUGAAGAUCCUCACUGAGCGUGGGUACUCAUUCACCACCACAGCUGAGCGUGAAAUAGUAAGGGACAUGAAGGAAAAGCUAGCUUACAUUGCCCUAGACUAUGAGCAGGAACUGGAGACCUCGAAGACUAGCUCUGCUGUUGAGAAGAGUUACGAGUUGCCUGAUGGGCAGGUGAUCACCAUUGGAGCUGAGCGCUUCCGAUGCCCAGAGGUUCUUUUCCAGCCAUCAAUGAUUGGAAUGGAGGCCUCGGGCAUCCAUGAGACAACGUAUAACUCCAUUAUGAAGUGUGAUGUUGAUAUCAGGAAAGACCUUUAUGGAAACAUUGUGCUCAGUGGUGGUUCAACCAUGUUCCCCAGGAUUGCUGACAGAAUGAGCAAAGAAAUCACUGCGCUGGCCCCGAGCAGCAUGAAGAUCAAGGUGGUGGCACCACCCGAGAGGAAGUACAGUGUUUGGAUUGGAGGCUCAAUCUUGGCAUCCCUCAGCACCUUCCAGCAGAUGUGGAUUGCAAAGGCGGAGUACGAUGAGUCUGGGCCAUCUAUCGUGCAUAGGAAAUGCUUUUAAUUUUUAUUUGAACGGAGGGAUACUAGAUGUAAGGAAUGCCGUCAUAUUUUAUUUCUGGGAGAGAAUGCAGCCAGAAGCUUUGGUUACUUUUUUCUUUUUUUCCCCCACCCCCCUCCUUUGUGUUUGAAUUGUUCUUCCCUGUAUGCUAAUCCGUAUUGGAGUGUUAAUCUCUAAGAAAGACGAGAGAAGUUGAUUUGCCAA
Molecule: messenger RNA, 1650 nt
Organism: Malania oleifera
Lineage: Eukaryota; Viridiplantae; Streptophyta; Magnoliopsida; Santalales; Ximeniaceae
Product: actin
Exons: 5
Coding region: 316-1449 (377 amino acids)
Cellular component (GO): cytoplasm
Source: RefSeq, a predicted model, not a curated record